GGCGCGCGCUGGCAGGUUUUGCGUACGCUUGACGUCUCCUCCUCCUCUCUCUCUCUUUCUCUCUCAUUUCUCUCCGUACCGUCUCCAUCCAUCCGUCCAUCCCCCAUCUCCUCUCCUCAGACCUCGCAGAAAGAAGGAAGCCCUCCUCUGGGAUGGAUUAGUAAACUCGCGGCUGAGAUGGACGCCUGAUCUGAGGGAUGGAGUCGCUUCACCUGUUUCUCACCAUCCUCGCGCUUCGGGCCAGUCUCGCCCCCGCGGCAGACCACAAAUUCGGUUGCCUGUUUGAGGAUGGUCUGUGUCUGAAAUAUGAAGUCUGUCUAAAUGAUGGCAUGUUGGGUCGCUGCGAGGCUGCACCUCUAACAAAUGUCUACACGUAUGACGUCACUCCGGCAACAGUGCAGAGAUUGCGAAACCUGCUCCAGAGACUAGCACACAGAGGCUUGUCUUGGGAGGAUGAUGUCACACAGCAGAUUUUAUCAAAUGAGUUCUCCAAACUACGCAGAGUUUCCCUUCCAUUACCGGAGCCAAGGCCGAAGGGUUAUGGGAUUGCUUUUGGAGACAGACGAAUGAAGUCAUCAUCAGAUGCUGAUGUUAAAAACACACUGAAAUACCUGCAGCACCUGUUACUGUUACCAAAAACAGCACACAAGGGGGCGGAGCUUCAGUACUAUCGCUCUGGAAAGCCACGCCCUGAAAGUGACUCCUCCCCUCCUGAGUUCAUUCCAGAAGUGCCGUAUCAGUCAAAGGCUUACCCAGACCUCAGCCGAUACCAGGGUGAUGCCACACAAGCUCCCCUGCAGGAGGGCAAAUCUGACCUGCUCAAAGCCGCUCUACAGAAAUAUCUGUCCAAGAGCAAACAACCUCAGCCUGAUGUGGGAGAAACAUCCAGAGUGGACCGGAUCUUCCUAAAAGACGAACCAGCAAAGCCUUCUGCCGGUGACCCUCUUACUCCUGUUGAUGAAUCUUUUAUCUGGAAAGUUCUGCGAAACGUAGGCCGGCACAGUGUGGAUGUAAAGAGUUUAAAGUCCGGAGAUCUGGAUAAGCUUGCUGUCCUCAUCGCAGACGCUCUGCAGGUGGUGGAUCAACAGGCUGGUCAGACAGAGACGCCCAGAGACCUGGACACACAGCAGGACCCGGAGGACGAGACAGAAGAUGUGCAGUAUCAAGACCAGCAGCCUGAGAGCUACUCAGAGGAGCAGACCCCUGAAGACAGUGCUCAGAAACAGAAAGAUGGGGAGAGUCCAUCAGUCACUCAAAGGACUGUUCAAACCAUCCCAACUGUGACAGAGAGACAGACAUUAAAGGAGGAGAAGAGAACUAUGGACAACAAGCAGGACGUGGGCUUUUUAGGGAAGCUGCUGGAGUACCUGGAUAAGACAUCCGGUUCAGAAGGAGAGCCUGUUGAUAAGGGACAAGGAGUGUCUGUGGAGACAGUUCGCAGCCGAACUACACACCGUGAGGUGGGGAUGCAGAAGAAGGCCAUAGAGAGAGUGGAGGAGGUGGAGGGCUGGGUGCAGGCAGCAGCUAUAGCGCCCUCUGCAGAGCUGGAGAAAAACCCUGCACCACACCGCAAGACCAUGAAAGUAGACGAUCUUCAGCUUGACGUCCAGAGCAACGUCAAAAAUGACAUCUAUGGAUACAUUAUUACUGACACAGAGAAUCUUCCUACAGAUAAGGGCUUGUAUCUUAUGGAAUUGGUGGCUCGUAAAGCAAAAAUUCAGAUGACAGACUUCUCAGAGCUCUCUGUUGUUAGUCCAGCUGUGACGUUUCAGGUCCGUCCAAACGCUCAGAACGUCAGUACAGCAGAUGUGGCAAAUGUAGCAGUCCGUCAGAAGGAUGAACUAGAGAAAGAAGCAAAAGUGAAGAUUGUGGAGGCUGGAGUCACCGAUAGGAGUAAACUGAAUCAGAUCCCCACCAAGUACAGUCGCUCCGAGUCUCUGAAGUUUCUUAUUCUGACAGUGAUCUCCAUUAUCUGCAUUACUGGAGUGUUGCUGGCGUCCAGUGUGGUUUACUGCCUGCGCCAUCGCUCUCAUCACAAAAUCAAGGAGAAGCUCACUAACCUUGGCUCAGACCCCACGCCUGAUGCCACUGCUACCUACCAGGAACUGUGUAGGCAGAGAAUGGCAGUGAAGCCUCCUGUAGAAAAGUCGGAUCCCAUUCACUCUUCUCGGAUAAACAGCGUAUCGUCUCAGUUGAGUGAUGGACCAAUGCCGAGCCCGUCUGCACGCACAAGCACCUCCUCCUGGAGCGAAGAGCCCGCUCACUCCAACAUGGACAUCUCUACUGGGCACAUGAUUCUGGCAUAUAUGGAAGACCAUCUGAAAAACAAGAACCGUUUGGAGUCGGAGUGGGAAGCUCUCUGUGCAUACCAGGCUGAACCCAAUGCCAGCACCAUCGGCCAGAGAGACGGCAACAUCAAGAAGAACCGCACAAGUACCGUCAUAGCCUAUGAUCAUUGCAGAAUAACUCUGAAGGCGGAGAACAAUCAAGGGAACUCCGACUACAUCAACGCCAGCCCAAUUAUGGAUCAUGACCCUCGUAACCCUGCAUAUAUCGCCACUCAGGGGCCACUGCCAUCCUCUGUGGCUGACUUUUGGCAGAUGGUCUGGGAAAGCGGGUGUGUGGUCAUUGUCAUGCUGACUCCUCUCACUGAGAACGGUGUGAAGCAGUGUUAUCACUACUGGCCUGAUGAAGGCUCCAACCUCUACCACAUUUAUGAGGUUAAUCUGGUUUCCGAGCACGUCUGGUGUGAGGACUUCCUGGUUCGGAGCUUUUACCUGAAGAACAUGCAGACGAACGAAACCCGUACGGUCACACAGUUCCACUAUCACACCUGGCUGAACGACCCAACGCCCGAAACCAGCCAAACCCUGCUGGACUUCCGCAGGAAAGUAAACAAAUGCUACCGUGGGAGAUCCUGUCCUAUUAUUGUUCACUGCAGUGAUGGAGCUGGGCGCACUGGAACAUACAUAUUGAUCGACAUGGUGUUGAAUAAAAUGGCCAAAGGUGCAAAAGAGAUUGAUAUUGCUGCUACCCUGGAGCACCUGAGAGACCAGAGACCCAACAUGGUUCAGACCAAGGAUCAGUUUGAGUUUGCGCUGACGACUGUAGCCGAAGAAGUGAACGCUAUUCUCAAAGUCCUGCCACAGUGAUACUUCCAUCCCCGUUUCUCUCUCUCAGCUGUAAAUAAACCCUGAUCUCCGAUCUGAGAAGAUAUAUAGAAACUAUUUUGUCUGUAAAACAAUUGGACGAUACUCAUUAGCAAUUAGAAACUGUGCAACGUUUUACUUCUGUGUGAAUAUGGAAGCACAUUCGUUUCAAUCUCCUCCAUCUCAUUGUUCUCAAAUUCUCUCCUCAAUGCUGUUUCUAUUUGCACAGAAAACUACCACCAGAUUUGUUCUGAAUAUAUACUUGAUCAGACCUGAAUUAAUUGAAUUGAUCCGUCUGUGAUUUGUUAUUUAAGAUUUAGAGCUGUGUUCUGCUGGUUAAAUGUGACAACUACAGUUUAUCAUUACAGACUCACAGCAUAAACAUUGUGCAAGCCAAGGAAACAUUUAUUAUUAUUAAAUAUGACUGUACUACAAGAUCUUAAGAAUUACUACCACUUUCGUUUAGUACUCAAAUUUGAUCUGUGCACACAAAUAGUGUGGAUAGCAAGUAGAAAUGCAUGCAAGACUUCAGCGGUUGUGCUUUAUGAACUUACAGCAAACUUGUGCAUAGAAAAAUGUAAACAUAAAGACGUAAUUAUCUAAUUCGGGCAUAUUACAGACACAGUGUAUGAUCUCCGUCCUCAUAUAAAGACUUUUUAUUAACAUAUAGAGAAGAUUAAUUCAGUACACAUCCACAGAAAACCUUAUUUUCAUAAAAAGCUUAUAUAAGAUUCUACAGUACAUAUCCUGAUGCUCUGUGGAUGAACAGUUCAGUUAUUAAUGCAGAUGUUGACGUGGUGUGAUUCAAAUAACAUGAGUCUGCA
This is a messenger RNA of Danio aesculapii, 3973 nucleotides long. RefSeq names its product solute carrier organic anion transporter family member 5A1b (gene slco5a1b). The record is from RefSeq and is a predicted model, not a curated record. The transcript is spliced from 23 exons. Gene Ontology annotation, molecular function: protein tyrosine phosphatase activity. The coding region runs from base 198 to 3152 and encodes 984 amino acids. Gene Ontology annotation, cellular component: secretory granule. Gene Ontology annotation, biological process: protein dephosphorylation. Lineage: Eukaryota; Metazoa; Chordata; Actinopteri; Cypriniformes; Danionidae.